UUUCUAUUCUUUAAACCAAACCAUGGAAGAUCUCCGUAUUACCGGCUACAACGCGUUGUUGACUCCUGCUUAUCUUCAAGAAGAAUUCCCGGCUUCGAAAAAUUCGGAAGAGACGGUGUCCAAAGCUCGUCAGGAAGCCCAAGCCAUCUUGAGCGGUAAAGAUGAUCGUCUUUUGAUCAUUGUGGGUCCCUGCUCGAUCCAUGAUACCGAAGCUGCCAAGGAAUACUGCCAACGCUUGCUCAAGGUCAAGGAACGUCUUCAGAACGAAGUGUUGAUUAUCAUGCGUUCGUACUUUGAAAAGCCUCGUACGACUGUGGGUUGGAAGGGUCUUAUCAACGAUCCUGAUAUCGAUAACAGUUACAAUAUCAACAAGGGUUUGCGUGUCGGUCGCAAGUUACUGUGUGAUUUGACAGAUAUGGGAAUGCCCGUCGCGGUGGAAUUGCUCGACACCAUCUCUCCUCAAUAUCUUGCCGACCUCAUGUCGUGGGGUGCUAUCGGAGCACGAACGACCGAAUCGCAACUUCACCGUGAAUUGGCUUCCGGCGUCAGUUUCCCCGUGGGUUUCAAGAAUGGUACCGACGGCAACGUGCGUGUAGCCAUCGAUGGUAUUGGUUCGGCUUCCGCUCCCCAUCACUUCUUGGGUGUCACCAAGAACGGUACCGUGAGUGUGACGCACACCGCCGGCAAUCCCGAUUGUCACGUUAUUCUCCGUGGCAGCAAUGAUGGCCCCAACUAUGAGAGAGAACACAUUGAAAAGGCCAAGGCGCAACUGGUCAAGGCCGGUUUGCGACCCAACAUCAUGGUCGACUGCUCUCACGGCAACUCCAACAAGGAUCACCGCAACCAACCUAAAGUGGCGGAAAACCUGGGACAACAGAUCAGUGCUGGUGAAACAGCGAUCAUGGGCCUGAUGAUCGAAUCACACAUCAACGAAGGCAAGCAGAGCGUGCCCAAGGAAGGUCCCAGCGGUCUGAAGUACGGUGUGUCCAUUACCGACGCGUGCGUCGAUUUUGAAACGACCGAAACCAUGUUGGACGAGUUGGCCCAGGCUGUGAAAGCGCGAAGAGAAGCAUUACAAAAGGCAUAAAUAGAUCGAAUCAUACACUUUUUUUUUUUAAACCGACGCAACAAGCCCCCAAGGAAAAGACCAAAUUUCUCGACUCCAACAUGCAUUCCAUUCAUUCGUUUUUUUUUUUUUUUU
This is a messenger RNA of Radiomyces spectabilis, 1201 nucleotides long. Its product is annotated as 3-deoxy-7-phosphoheptulonate synthase. Gene Ontology annotation, cellular component: cytoplasm. The transcript has 4 exons. The record is from RefSeq and is a predicted model, not a curated record. NCBI's taxonomy places the organism in Eukaryota, Fungi, Mucoromycota, Mucoromycetes, Mucorales, Radiomycetaceae. Gene Ontology annotation, molecular function: 3-deoxy-7-phosphoheptulonate synthase activity. The coding region runs from base 23 to 1087 and encodes 354 amino acids. Gene Ontology annotation, biological process: aromatic amino acid biosynthetic process.